AUGCGCCCCCUCUCCCCGCCCCGCGCGGGGUUCGGCGCCCGGCGGGGCCCCGCCGCCGCCCAUUGGCGCAGCGCUGCCCCCCCGUCCCCCACGAGCCAGGCCGCCGCAGCGCCACUCCCUCCCCUGAGGAAUCGUGUCCUCCGCCUCGCUUGCAGCGCCGAGCGCUGGGUCGUCGAGACGGGGAGAUCUUCAGGACCUCCUCCCUCCUUUGCCAUCCACUUUGCCCAGAAAAUAGUUACCCUUUUAAGAGAUGCAACAUUUUAUCUCGCUCUUCUGCCCUCAUGUCGCAUAGAGCUGUAUACUCGCUUGGCAUGAAGGGAGGGCGGCGCGCUGGACAAAGGAAGGCCGUUGGGCGCUUCGAAGGCAUCGUGGCCCCGCACGGCGGCUGGCAUUUCCCCGUCGCAGCAGCGGCGGCGGCGGCGCCGGCGCAGCCUCGAGCGCAGGCGCGGCUGAAGGACAAGGCUGCGCAGGCGGAACAGGGGCUUUGCGAGGCGAGCGAUGCACGACAUCGAAGGGCUUACGCCGACUGCUACUUCUUAUCUGGGGAAUACUUCUACAUUGAAAACAAGUGCGUCUGCAUCUGUACAUUCUUUCUUGCGUUAUUUGUAAAUGUACAACUCACCAUAAUUCAGAAUGUUUAACAAAAAUGAAUCCUCUGCUAUUUUUAAGCGUUCCCUGUUCUAUCCGUAGAAAGAAAUUGAAGAAAACAUUUGGACUAUAAAGAAACUAUUUUUUUAUAA
This is a messenger RNA of Gryllus bimaculatus (two-spotted cricket), 740 nucleotides long. NCBI's taxonomy places the organism in Eukaryota, Metazoa, Arthropoda, Insecta, Orthoptera, Gryllidae. The record is from the annotation of a GenBank genome assembly.